This is a messenger RNA of Symbiodinium natans, 1794 nucleotides long. NCBI's taxonomy places the organism in Eukaryota, Dinophyceae, Suessiales, Symbiodiniaceae. The record is from the annotation of a GenBank genome assembly.
AUGGCAGUGGCUGCUGUGCUGGCCCGGCGGUCAGCCUCCAAGAAUCUUGAUAACGACCCAUACAACUACCUGGUGUCAACGAAGAGUGCCAACAGCAUCCGCUCCCGCUCCCUGAGCAAGAGUCCGAAAAGUAGCCGCAGCGGUGAGGGCCCAAUGCUUGAGGAUGUCAAAUCCCAGGCCGUGUCGGCAGUGUCAAAGCGCGAAGUCGACCAGGAUGAAUUCCAGGAAAUUCUGGAGGAGCAAGGACUUGCAGACUUCAGGGAGGAGGAGGAGGUCGUCAAGCCAAAAAUGGUAGAGAGGACCGAGUUCGAAUCUGCGAUUGGCAUAUUAAUAGCUCUCAAUUCCAUGGUGAUGGGCCUGGAAGCUGAUGCAGCGGAAAAGAGAGCUGUUGGAUGGGUUGUCGUUGAAAAUCUUUUCUGCCUCCUUUGGAUUGGCGAAAUGCUGCUGAAGUUCUGGGCCUUCCGUUUGGAUUACUUCAAGAGCGCCUGGAACGUGUUCGACUUCAGCCUUGUGCUUCUGAAUAUUUUUGAGACUUGGGUCAUUCCUUCGCUCUCGAUUCAAGAUCUGGAUGCCAUUGGCGUUCUUCGAAUAGUUCGAGUUCUUCGGAUAUUAAGACUGCUGCGGCUGAUUCGCCUGAUGAGAUUGUUCAAGAAUUUGUGGCUCAUCAUCGUGGGCUUCAGAGAGUCGUUGAGCACGCUCUUUUGGGUGUUGAUGCUCCUAUCGGUGGUGGUCUACGUGUUUGCCAUUUUCUUGCGCCUGACACUGAGCUGUUCGGAGCAGCAUCCGCGCUGGCUGGAGUGCGACGACUAUUUCGGCAGCAUGCCCAAAGCGAUGUAUACGUUAUUUCAGAUCAUUACGCUUGAGUCUUGGAGUCAGGAGUUUGCACGGCCGAUCGUGAAGCAGCAGCCUAUAUUCUUUCUUUUCUUUAUGUUCUUUUUAUUCCUUACCACCUUCGGCAUUCUCAACAUCAUUGUUGGCGUCAUCGUGGAAAACACUCUCAAUGCAGCAAAACAGAACAUGGAGCUUCAGGAAAGGCGGCUCCAACGACAAUUGCGCCAGGAGUUGGAAAGCAUUCGAAUAUUGUUCGAAGAUGCUGAUUUCGAUGGCAGUGGCACGCUCGAGAAGCAUGAGUUCGUGCAAAUCUUAACCGACGAGACGGUCCGAAACACGCUUACGCGAAUGGAGGUGCCUGUGGACGACCCUGGUGCCUUGUUCGAGAUCCUGGAUCCGCAGGGAACUGGCUCCAUCAGCUUCCCAACUUUCGCACAAGGUGUGUUGAGAGUAAAGGGGCCGCCGACUCAACUGGACAUGAAAACCAUGCAGGUUGGGGUUGCUGGUAUCUCCAAAAGGGUUGCCAACAUAGAGCAUGCCAUCGAGGAUCACAGAAAGUUGAUUCAACAAAGUCAACAGAUGCUUGGGCAAAUUCUGGAAGCUCUUGGCCAGAAGGUGCAAGUCGGAAGAGGUUAUCAGGACUUCGCUGGAGGUCAUCCAGGCAGCCGGGGAGGCUCCGCGAGGGCGGACGCGAGAGCGGACGCGAGAGCGGAAUCCAGACCGGAAUCCAGACCGAAGCUAGGUUCUGACAAGCAGGAUGCUCCCGACAUCCAGGACGCGAUAGAGGUUGAGAGCAUUCACGAUGGGAGUCCGCGGAGUUCGGUGAACAAGCAGACGUCCAAUGAUAGCUUAGAGCUGCUGCGGGAAACCGCCAGCAACUUCGAACCUCCAAUGCUUGGAGUCCCUGUGCCACGGUUGGUGUCAAAGGCAAAACCUCAUCUUCCUGGGCAGCUUGGCAGCUAG